Molecule: messenger RNA, 4889 nt
Organism: Procambarus clarkii (red swamp crayfish)
Lineage: Eukaryota; Metazoa; Arthropoda; Malacostraca; Decapoda; Cambaridae
Gene: Not3
Product: CCR4-associated factor Not3
Biological process (GO): nuclear-transcribed mRNA poly(A) tail shortening; regulation of DNA-templated transcription
Cellular component (GO): CCR4-NOT core complex; P-body; nucleus
Source: RefSeq, a predicted model, not a curated record
CCAGCCAGCCGGCGGCCACACGGCUCCCGCCGCCACCACUACCUCCUCCCCGCAACAAUACCACCAUAACUAUACCAUACCCGGCAUGUGGUAGGCCUCGGUAUGCCGCCACACCUCGCCAACACUAUACCAGUCGCAACACUUGCGUCUCCUCUCACCACCGACUACAUAGCCACCGGUGGAGCCGAGAUCAUUGUCCCCCGGCAAGUGGGACUUCCGCAAACGGUCCAUCCAUGUCCAGGGAUUAUUCCUAUCAGAUAUUUCCAUGUGGCCUGGAAUGUUAGACCAGACAUGACACAGAGUCUGGCCACCAUUCCAACCAACACCAGCAGACAAACAGCGGCAGGAGCAGCGUAUAACGCAAAUCCCAAGACCAAACUACUUCCUCACAGGAUAUACUCAAUUGCCUAGCGACCCCAACAAAUGGAAAGAUUUAAAGUGGUAGAAAGAGAAACGAAGACCAAAGCGUACAGUAAAGAAGGUCUCGGGGCAGCACAAAACAAGGACCCAGCUCAGCGGGAAAGAGAAGAAGUCAACAAUUGGCUUAGUUCCUCUAUAGAUACCUUAAAUAUACAGAUGGACCAAUUUGAAUCAGAAAUUGAGUCUUUAAUGGCAACGCAAAAGAAGAAGAAGAUGGAUAAAGAUAAGUCUGAUCGGAUAGAAGACCUCAAGGAGUACAUAGACAGACAUCAAUAUCACAUUAAGAAAUUGGAAAUUCUUAUGAGAAUGCUUGACAACCAAUCCAUAGACUGUGAUCAGAUUAAAAUGAUUAAGGAAGAUGUUGAAUACUACAUCGAGUCCUCGCAAGAUCCCGAUUUCAAUGAAAACCUCGGGUUGUACGAUGACAUUGACAUGGACGACUUGGACUACCCAACUCCAGAAAUAACUGUAGGCAAAGAAGAGAACUUGAGCGGGAACCAAGAGGAGAACUUUAGCGGGAACUCGGAGGAGAACUUGAGUGGGAACCCUGUAAGCAAGACAGCUGUACAGUACAUCACAACUAAAAAGCAUGUGCUAGGCGGAAGUCACGACAGCACAGACGGGUCAACACCAUCGUCGGCGUGUGGGUCAUCGCCUGCCCCGUCCCCUGCCACCAACCAUUCCAAUGACCACGAUGCACCCACCACACCUCAUGAUAAGAAGAGAAGUAGUAAAAAUGAAGAGUCCAGAUCACUAAGUUCGACGAGUCAGCCAGUAAAGCCAUUGGUAGUAAGACCAACGACCAACAGCAUCAUAAACAGCGGUUCCCUGAGUAGUAGUAAUAGCAGUAAUACCAAUAACAGCAGCUCUGUGUCCUCCACCUCCAUCGUUGUGGUCAAUUCUAACUCGUCAUCCAAAGCCACACCACCUCCAUCCACCCCCACAAAGCCUGUAUCAGGUUCAACUUCUCAAACUACUCCAAACAAUAGCAGCACAAGUUCAGGAACUUCCAACCAUCUAAUAACCUCAGCGUCACUACACAACAGUACGGGGAGACAUUCACCAGAACCAAGUGGAUUGAUGAACAGCAGUAUUGUGAAUAGUAAUAGUGGGAGUGGGAGCAGCAGUAGCAGCAGCAGUAGUAGCAGUUGCAGUAACAGCAGCAGUAGUAGUGGCAACUCUAUAUCAAACAGCACAGGUAGUGGGAGUAGUAGCAGCAGCAGCAGCAGCAGUAAUGGUCUGAGCAGUGGAGUUAGCAGCAGUGUCAGUGUAACUUCACCACAAGGAAGUGUGGCUGGCAGUGCGACUACUACUCCGGCUCUACCAUCUGGGGCGCCGACUCCAUCAGUACCAUCAGCCCACUCAGGGCACACACCAACUAUGAAUGCUGCUGAUACAGCGGUGUCAUUAAAAGCGAUAGCUCAGAAGAAAGUUAAUGAAGUCAAUUCCUCAUCGAUACCACCCUCAGUGUUGGAUGGCAGCAGUUGUGUUGUAAGCAGCAGCAGUACCACAUCCAGCACCAAUACAAAUAGUAACAACAACUCCAGCAGCACUAAUAGUUCGGGAAAAUGUCCGGCAACUUGUGAAGCUCAUAUUCCUCCGCUAUUAGGAGUAGCGCCACUUGGUCCUGCUCAGUUAACCGUUGAACAUGAGCUACAAUUUAAAAUGCUACAGGCGGCCUUUUUCCAUAUGCCUCACCCGUCCGAUUCGGAGAGAUUGAGACUACACUUGCCACGCCAACCGUGCCAGACGCCGCUCUACUAUCCACAGGUGAGCGGCCUCGACCCGCUGGUCUCACCUCCGAUGUCUGAUACAGUUGAUUUCUUCCAGCGACUGUCAACAGAAACUCUCUUCUUUAUCUUUUAUUAUAUGGAAGGCACGAAAGCCCAGUACCUUGCUGCUAAAGCUCUUAAAAAACAGUCAUGGAGAUUCCAUACAAAGUACAUGAUGUGGUUCCAACGGCACGAAGAGCCAAAGGCAAUCACAGACGAAUAUGAACAGGGCACGUACAUCUACUUCGACUAUGAGAACUGGGGCCAGCGGAAAAAGGAAAAUUUUACCUUUGAAUAUAGGUUUUUGGAAGACCGGGACCUGAACUAAGCAUCUGCAAAUAUCCAGAUCUCAUGCACACUUCCCUCGGCACAUUUUCCACACUGAGGGUGGUUGUGCUACACUGAGUGAUAAUUAUCCCAUACAGCAAGCAAGGAGAGGAGGGUGGUGGUGGGGAAGUGGGAGGGACCAAGGAAGGUUGGAUGGGAGAACAUUUUUCCUGUUUCAGACCAGACCUCGGCCCAACCAGGCCACUACCUUUGUUGUUGUUGUUCGUUGCUUCCCAGUCAAGUCAGUGUCAUGACUGCCACAACCACUGUCACUCCAUGAUAUGUGAUAGUGUCGUAUCUAUUCCAUAAAGAAAUUUUUAUGUGAACAUUCAUUAUUUUCUUUUUCAAAUAAAGUAUAUAUAUAUAUUUUUAGAGGAUAGUUUCCUCUUUUGCACAUGCCCCAGACUUGUGUUCACAAAUUUGAGGUGUGUAUACCUGAGUUGUGUGUUGUACUCCAGUUUCCGAGUACUUUUGCCUAAACUCCACUUUUUGAUCUCGUCCUUGAAAGAGGCAAGAGUUUAGAUUUGUAAGUUACGUGCAUUAUGCAUUUUUGCUCAAAUUUCUGGAUGCAGCAGUUUGUGCAGAGGAUGAUUUGCUGCCAACCAGUAUUAACACUUGGGACUGGUUCCGAACGAGAAUUCACAAAUGUCGAAUGCCAAAGAUCUGUGAUGCUGUUGCCUGCCAGCCAUUCUUUUGUCACAGCUCAGCUGAACUUGCCUAACUUAUGGAUGUUCCAUUACAACCAGAAAUGAUGGACUGGAGGCAUUACCGAAUCACACCUGGGGAUCAUUAAUACAGAUCUGGCUUUGUAUGCUCUUUUGAUUUCUAUCUUCCAGUGGUAAUGGUAUGUAUAACUGUUUCAAAGUUUAUUUAUGCAAUGUAAAACUGAUGUUGGAAGGGUUAAAUUUUCUUAAUCCAAUUACAAAUUAUAUUUUUAUUUAACUGAAAAGAACAUGCAAAUUUGAGAAGAUAAGUUAAGGUUCACUGGUGUUGGUAUGUAAUGAAUGAAGCACUGCUACCAAAAUGAAAAUUAGGAGGAAGUCUGGUGGCGUGAAUGCAUAAGUUGUUAGUUGGUUUAAGUUUUAUUAUCACUCAGGUUGGAAGGAUCAGAUACCACCCCACAGAUAAAACACAUUUACCUAGACACUAUUGUGAACAAAAUUACAAUUGGCAGACAUCAUGAAGGUUUACUGCUCCUGCAGGGGCAGAAGCCUUUAUAAAUUGUUGUCUUAUUGAUGCUUUUCUUCUGGUUAUACAUAUGUUUAUGGUGUUUAAUUAUUACUUUUGCCAAUACCAAGAAUGCCUGUGCAAUAAUAACAAAUUGUGGUGUGCUUUCAUUAGCUUCUAUGCAUACCUUUUUCUAGCAUCUAAGUAACUCUGAUGGUCUUGCAUAGGUAAUAUAUUCAUUUUAUAAGGAAAUUUUUGUAUUACAGUAUUAUUGCUAAAAUUUGUUGUAAUAUUCACAGUUAUAAGUGAAAAUUCUAAUGACUGGUUGUAAAAGCAUUCGACUGCCAUUCACAAUGAUGUAUGCUAGUCCUUUAUUUUUUUUUUUUUAUAUAUCAUAAGUUAGCAUAAAUUAAAUUCAUUCCUUACAUGUACUUUUGCAUGAAUAUAAGUUUGGUUUUGUGUAAGUUGAGCAUAAAGUAGGGGGAGUUAUGUGUAGAGGAAGUCGGUCAAUUGCUCAAGGCAAAGAUGCAGCUGACAGACUUAUGGAAGCCCUCAGACAUCAUAAGUGUCCAGCUAAAGGAGUAGGAUCAUGUAGAUAGUGUACAGUCGUUGUAGACUUUUUAUACAGUGUAAAUGAUAUUUUUAUACUGUCCUUGACAUCCCUACAGAGGUAUGCAGUGUAUCUGGAAACUGACCACUUUUCCUGGUUGAUUUGGAACAUCAUGUUGGAUAUAAGGAUUAGCAGGUUUACUGUUGUAGUUUACAGCAGUCUUACUACUGUAGACAAUAAUAUCAAUGGAUAUGUGCCACUGCCUCAGUUUCAGAAAGCCUAAUUUUCCUACACAGACUACUUGAGAAAUUGUGCCUCAGUGAAAAACUGUAAGAGGGUCAUAUUCAUUGAUUUUAUUGCCUAUAGAAUUUGCAUAAUUAUUUGUCCAUGUUGGCUACUGACAAAGACAACUUUAGUUUUUAAACCAAUUAUCACUUACAAAAAACUCUUCUUCAUGACUCCUUUUAAGGUUUUACAAAUUUGUUUUCAUAUUCAGCAAUAUUUUCUAUAAUUGAUACCAGUCUGUUGAUCAUGGCAAUUGAGCAGUGGUUGUGGUUUCAUGAGAUAAUGAGGCAAACAACACAGUGGUUAAGAGUAGAAGACAAAGGUGUUUAUAUAAAAGUGAUAUAAAAUACACUCUAUUUCCUGUGGAA